UUUGGAAAGGGAAUAUACGACACGAGAAAAGAUGUCUGUCGAUUAUCUCUCGCAGAUUUGUACUUCUGCUGUCAGCGAAUCAUUAUCCAAUGGAUUUAGCAACAAAUUUACCCGUUUUGCAAGCAACUUUGAGAUAUCUUUCAGGAGCACAUUACGGACUCUUAGGUUGAUUAGUGAAUCCUCAUCACAAGAGAAAAUGUAUCAAUUGGACCAGCAAGAUGUUACGAUUUCAACAUCCAACAUGCAUUCACUGGGGUCUAUGGACGAAGGAAGUUGUUCAAGCUCUUUGAAAGAGUUCGGAGCAGAACCAGUUGUGUGCCAUUCUGACGGUCCAGAUCAUCUAAACAUGUUCAAGGAGGCACAAGAACAUAUUCCAAGAGAUUCUAUAAAUUGCCAGAUUAGCCAACAAAGAGAGGAAAAUCAACUUGCUUGUGUUUUUCAUAGCAUAUCUGGACCUCCUGUUAUCAGCCAGCCCAUAAUAAGCACCUUUGAGAAAUCCGUUGUGGAACAGACUCGAUCUAAUGACCUUAAGGAAUUGGAACUUGGUCUUGUCAUGAAAAAGCUGAAGCUAAAAGAAGCGCAGCUCUCUCUCACUCAUGAUGCGAAUCGUCUGGGGAGAUCAAAGUUGGCUAUGGGCAUAUCAAAAGUAUCCUUUAAGGAAGAAAAGUUCAAGAAUAAAUUAGAAGACACGAGACAUUCAGAGCUACGUAAAAAGUGCAUAGAUUGUUUUGGUGCUGGUUUAAUUAUGAUGUUAAUUUCCCUUGUAUAUGGAGUUUAUGUUUUUUCCUACCAAAGACUCACUGAAGCGACCAAAUCCUGUUCACCUUCAACCCAGGCAAGAACUUUUUCUUCUCAAUCCAGGUCUUGGUGGAUCCCAGAGCCUGUGGUGUCUUUUAAUUCGGUAUUUCAAAUGCUGACAUGUCAGUUCCAAGUUCUGAGCCACAUGCUGUUCGGUGUCCCGAUGAUCCUCAUCAUCAUUUAUCUGCUCCGUCAGCGGUCCCCAACUUCAAACCAAACAAUGCCGGUUACUUUUCUGCUGUUAGGCUUGGCCUGUGGAUUCGCAGGAAAGCUCUGUGUUGACACUUUGGGAGGAAGCGGAUAUCAUUGGCUCUUCUUCUGGGACACUCUUUGCUUCCUGCAUUUCUUGUCGAAUAUAUGGACGUCAAGACUGUUUAUCAUUCUCCACGGGCCCGUUUCCACAUCCCAAGGGACGAGGAGCGAUGCGGUGAUGGUUCCAUACUGGUUUCGGAAGAUUUUAUUCUAUGUUGCUGUUCCAAUCUUUCUUCCUCUGUCAUGUGGCCUUAUUCCUUUUGCAAGUCCGGUCGAGUGGAUGUUUCAUUUCUGGCAGCUCAUUGUGGACCAUCUGUCUAAUUAAGGGAAAGUGAUUGGAGCUAGCCGAAGCAGAUGGAAGGUGUAGAGAAGUUCAAGUAGGGUAAUCAUAUUUAUUAUAGGGCUCGAGCGCAUUAGGGUUUGGAUUUGAAACUUUUUGUAAUGGGCAGUGUUGUAUUUUAUUUAGAAGGGGUGCGUUUGGGAAGAC
This is a messenger RNA of Eucalyptus grandis, 1537 nucleotides long. Its product is annotated as protein CPR-5-like. The record is from RefSeq and is a predicted model, not a curated record. The transcript is spliced from 4 exons. Gene Ontology annotation, biological process: defense response; trichome morphogenesis; leaf senescence. Bases 32 to 1375 code for a protein of 447 amino acids. NCBI's taxonomy places the organism in Eukaryota, Viridiplantae, Streptophyta, Magnoliopsida, Myrtales, Myrtaceae.